AUGCUCAAUUCCCUCCCAGUAGUUUUGUUGGAAACCAUGUCUCACUAUACAGAUGAACCCAGAUUUACAAUAGAACAGAUAGAUCUGCUUCAGCGCCUUCGGCGUACUGGAAUGACUAAACAUGAAAUCCUCCAUGCCUUGGAAACUUUGGACCGUCUUGAUCAAGAGCAUAGUGACAAGUUUGGAAGAAGGUCCAGUUAUGGAGGAAGUUCAUAUGGGAAUAGUACCAACAAUGUUCCAGCAUCUUCCUCUACAGCUACAGCUUCCACACAGACCCAGCAUUCGGGAAUGUCCCCAUCGCCUAGCAACAGUUAUGAUACCUCCCCACAGCCUUGCACUACCAAUCAAAAUGGGAGGGAGAAUAACGAGAGAUUGUCCACAUCCAAUGGAAAGAUGUCACCGACUCGCUACCAUGUAAACAGCAUUGGUCAGAGGUCAUACAGUUUUGAAGCCUCAGAAGAGGACCUAGAUGUAGAUGAUAAAGUGGAGGAAUUAAUGAGGAGGGACAGCAGUGUGAUAAAAGAGGAAAUCAAAGCCUUUCUUGCCAAUCGGAGGAUUUCCCAAGCAGUUGUUGCACAGGUAACAGGCAUCAGUCAGAGCCGGAUCUCUCACUGGCUGUUGCAGCAGGGAUCAGACCUGAGUGAGCAGAAGAAAAGGGCAUUUUACCGAUGGUAUCAACUUGAGAAGACAAAUCCUGGGGCUACGCUAAGUAUGAGACCGGCCCCCAUUCCAAUAGAAGACCCAGAAUGGAGACAAACGCCUCCCCCAGUCUCUGCUACAUCUGGCACCUUCAGAUUACGACGAGGUAGUCGAUUUACCUGGAGAAAAGAGUGUCUCGCUGUAAUGGAAAGUUACUUCAACGAGAAUCAAUAUCCAGAUGAAGCAAAGAGAGAAGAAAUUGCAAACGCUUGCAAUGCAGUUAUACAGAAGCCAGGCAAAAAACUGUCAGACCUGGAGCGAGUUACCUCUCUGAAAGUGUACAAUUGGUUUGCCAACAGGCGGAAGGAGAUCAAGAGGAGAGCCAAUAUCGAAGCAGCAAUCCUGGAGAGUCAUGGGAUAGAUGUACAGAGUCCAGGGGGCCAUUCCAACAGUGACGACGUCGAUGGCAACGACUACUCCGAGCAGGAUGACAGCACUAGCCAUAGUGACCACCAGGACCCCAUCUCACUCGCUGUGGAAAUGGCAGCCGUCAACCACACCAUCUUGGCAUUGGCCCGACAAGGAGCCAACGAAAUCAAGACAGAGGCCCUGGAUGACGACUGA
Messenger RNA from Pipistrellus nathusii (Nathusius's pipistrelle), 1263 nucleotides. The record is from the annotation of a GenBank genome assembly. Lineage: Eukaryota; Metazoa; Chordata; Mammalia; Chiroptera; Vespertilionidae.